This is a messenger RNA of Cetraspora pellucida, 1995 nucleotides long. NCBI's taxonomy places the organism in Eukaryota, Fungi, Glomeromycota, Glomeromycetes, Diversisporales, Gigasporaceae. The record is from the annotation of a GenBank genome assembly.
AUGGAAAAUCGUCAAACAUCCACAGAAGAAUAUGAAUCGCUACAACGACCUGGUAAAUCCUCGUUGACAAUUCAAUUUGUGGAAAACCAUUUUGUUGAUUCUUAUUAUCCUACCAUCGAGAACACUUUUAACAAAGUUAUAAGAUAUAGAGGACAAGAGAUCGCUGCAGAAAUCAUUGACACUGCAGGUCAGGAUGAACAUUCAAUUUUGAAUUCUACGCAUGGCGUCGGAAUACAUGGCUAUAUUUUAGUAUACUCGAUUACUUCUAGGCAAAGCUUCGAGAUGGUGAAGAUUAUCAGGGAUAAGAUUUUGAAUUUUACAGGAAGAGAGUCUGUUCCUAUUGUUCUUGUUGGCAAUAAAACAGAUUUACAUUUGCAAAGGCAAGUGGCUCCCGAAGAAGGUAGAGAUUUGGCUUCACUAUGGCAUUGUGCAUGGACUGAAGCUUCUGCAAAACAUAAUGAAAAUAUAACUCGUAUUUUUGAACUCAUGAUAAGUGAAAUUGAAAAGAAUCUCAACCCAAAUGGCGAAGAGCAAAGCAAUUGUAUUGUCAAAGCUCACGAAAGUGACGGUUUGGACGGCUUCCUUCUAGUACGACCUGUAUGGGUCGACGAUGAGACCGUCAAAGCUUGCAAAGGUUGCGAAACGUCCUUUACUCCUUUAAGACGAAAACAUCAUUGUCGUCAAUGUGGGAACAUAUUCUGUCAAGAAUGCACUUCAAAAAACAUUGCAUUACCUCAAUUAGGUUAUUUAAAACCAGAACGUGUUUGCAGUGGAUGUUUUGAAAUCGCAUAUCUUGUCGGAUAUGUUAUUUCAAAUGACAAGUCGACUCAGACACACGGUGCUCGAGGGUUACUUGACAUUGUUGAACGUGGAAAUGAACAAGAAAUUUUUCAUCUCAUCACUAAUGGGGGAUUAGACGCGUUAGUAUAUCUGUGUCGAGCCACUCAAUCAUGUGACCUCCAUUUAUUAGGAACCACAGCAUUGGCUAGUCUUUCUGGAAAUGAAUCAUUUAAAUCUCAUAUUAUUAUGAAAGGAGGUCUUCCACAUUUAUAUCAUCUUAUCCUAUUGUACUAUAAUAAAUCAGAAUUAGAAACGUUAGAUUUAUCAGAUACUUUAAAAUUUUUGGAUUCCGUUUCGAGUAUUAUUUUAAAUAUUGCGAAUGUAUUAUAUUACUUGUCAAUCUCAGGUUCUUUAUGUCAACAGAUGCUAAUUGACGAUAUAGCUUUGGAUGCUAUUCUAAAAUUAGCAGAUUUCCAACUAGGAACAUUGUAUGAUGAUUCACCUGAAGAUGAUUCGCUUCCUUCUUAUGAAGAAAUACGUCUUCGUGUUGAAUUGGCUCGUAGUCUUGCAGCUAAAACAAUCUCAUGCCUUUCUACAUAUCCAUCUCAUCAGCUACUUAUUAUUGAAUAUCCCUUAAAUGGAUUGGAUCGUUUAAUGCGCUUAUUGCAUUCAAACAUUUAUGAAGUACGAAAAUAUGCCGCAAAGUCAAUUGCAUAUUUAUCGCUUAGAAACGAUAAAUAUAAAUCUAUCUUAAUUAAAGACGGUCGUGCUGAAUUGUUGACAUCUGUGAUUAGUCUUGAAGAUGAGCAAUCGCUAAAAGAUAAUCAAGUGGCAAUAUCACACACUUGUUGUGCGAUGGCUAAUCUGGCAACAAAUGCUGAAUCGCAGCAACUUUUGAUUCAUCAACCUUUAUUGUUAACCAAUUUGUGUCGAAUGGUUGGCUACUUUCUCACAGACAGAGAAAUCCAAAGGCAUGUAGCACGGUUAUUGGCCAAUUUCGCGUUAUACGAGGAUAAUAAGGCACGCAUGUUGUCAUAUCAGCUCAUAGCGAUUGAAGAACACGAUAUGAUCCAAAGUGAAGAAUCUUGGGAAAGUGUUAUUCCAGCACUUAUAGCUGUCGGUGAUUCUCCGGUGUCUGAUGUCGAAAUUCAACGCCAUAUCAUACGGGCGCUUGAUAACCUUUCUACAGAAGGUAUUCACGUACUUUAUACCUAA